UCAUGAUGCUCUAUCCCAAUUGGACGCGGGGGACAAUCGCAGGAGGGAUUGCGCUGGGAAAAUGUGUUUCCUUGUCUGUAUGUCAGAUGGAAACGCGUUGUAGAUCGAACGGGGAUUAUUAACGAAAACAGAAAUUCGCACACCACCACGUGUUCGAUACAGAGAUCGCUUCGUGUUUCAAUUCAUCGUGUAAUGUUUCGGCCGGGUUCUGGCUAGUGCAGGCUCACGUGUGGGGCGUUUUCUGUGGUCAGUCAGUGUGGUUCGGCCGCUGCUAGCUAGCCGUAGCCGCCCGGCCGGGGCUUCCUGCGGAGGAUCAUACACACCGAGGACACGCAUAAUUAUUAUUAUAUAUACUCACUCGGGGGCACACAGAGACCGGGUGGGCGAUGACCGCGGAUCUCCUGUCUGACUUAGACAGCCGCUUUUUUGCUGACAACCUGCUGACCAGCGAGGACUGGGAUGCCUGUCUGUACCAGUGCGAGAGCAUGGAGGAGGGAGAGGACGGAGACUUCGCCAGAGGGCUGAAGUACGACGCCAUGGUCGAUAACGAUCUCAUCCUGACCCUCGAUCCUGACAACCCCACGUCGCCGUGGAAACACUUUAGUGACAACCUUCUCCCAGGAGAAAGCCCCGUGUUCCACGACGACACGACCAUGGCACAGCCCCUGCCUGUGGAUAUGUUGUUUCAGGUGAAGGCGGAGCCUCUGUCUCCUGCUUCCUCGCUGACCUCAGACUGCUCCUUGUCCUCGGCCCCCGAAACGCAGGUUAUCGUGAAGGGCGAGAACCCUCCGACGCCCCCUUACAUGUUUGGAGACAUUCUGUCGCCCCCUGUGGGAACGGUGCAGGUGACCCUGACCCCGUCCAGCCAACCUCAGCAGCCCCAGACACAGACCCACUCUGGCAGUGAACCGCAGGCCCAGGCUGUCGUUGCACCGUCUCCCGCUGCCCUCAAAGCCAGCACCAUCCUGAGCAGUAAGCCGCCCAUCCAGCCGCGGCCCGUGUGCGUGGCCACGCUGCCCGUCUCGCAGAGCCCCAGUCCCGCCAAGGCGCUCAUCCUGCAGAGCCUGCCUAGCAUGGACCAGAACCGGCCUGUAGUCCUCUCCCCGCCGGUCUGCCUGGGGUCGGCCCCGGCCAUCGUCAAGGUGGAACCCGUGUCUCCUAGCCUGUCUCACUGCGCCGCCCCGGCCGCUCCAGCCACCGCAAAGCCCAUCAUCCCUGCAACGUCACUGCCAGGGACCAACAGCAAUGACAUUGAUAUGAAAGUCCUGAAGCGGCAGCAGCGGAUGAUUAAGAACCGCGAGUCGGCCUGUCAGUCCCGCAAGAAAAAGAAGGAGUACCUGCAGAGCCUGGAGGCCCAGCUGAGGGAGGCACAGAGGGAGAACGAGCGUCUCCGCAGGGAGAACCAGGCGCUGCGUGAGAGGCUGGCUGGGAAAGAGGGCAGUGAAUCGGGAAACAAUAAGAGAGCCGUGUGCAUCAUGGUGCUGCUGCUCUUCAUCACCUUCAGUUUCAGACCUGUCAGCAUCACAGAGAGGAAGCUGGAAACUGGCCUACGGGAAGGGGCGGCCCCUCUCACCGGGCGACACCUCUUGGAGAUCGGUGAGGCGGAGGACAGGAGCAAGACGCGGGGGAGUGAAAGGGCCAGGGAAGAAAGGCUGGAGAGCGAGGAGGACGGCGAGGAGAGGUGGAGGAGAGGCGACGUGGACAGAGAAUCCUCCGACUCCUUUCAGCUCAGGAACCUAAGCGGGGUGUUCAGUGAUGUGAAGGACUUGGUCCUGCCGGACCUCGACCGUUACUUUACCUCCUCAGACUGCCGGCAGUUCAACCGCUCCGAGUCCCUGAGGCUCGCGGACGAGCUGAGAGGAUGGGCCCACAGGCACCAGAUCGACAGGAAGAAGUCCGGCGGGAAGCCGAAGAUGGCGAAGAAAGCCAGAGUGGCUCAGAAAGCCCAACACAGAAAGACCAACUUCUCCAGGUACCUUCCUGUUCAGACCCACAGCUCUGUGGAAAGUCAGUUGCAGGUAUUUCCUGGACCUGAAGUCAUCUACAGUGACUUCUUUGAUGCCAUUGACCGCAGAGAAGAUACAUUCUACGUGGUGUCUUUCAGACGGGACCACCUGCUGCUGCCCGCCAUCAGCCACAACAAAACCACACGGCCCAAAAUGUCCCUGGUGAUGCCAGCCAUGUCCAUCAACGAGAGCAUGUAUGGUUCCGCCAAAGGCUACGAAAUGAUGAUGCAGGUGGACUGUGAAGUCAUGGACACCCGCAUCGUGCCCAUAAAGUCUUCCUCCGUGCCUCCUUCCCUGAGGGACCCACCUCGCCCUCCUCCGCCCCAGCAUCACCAUGGCAACACAUCCAUUCGUGGACGCCCCACCCACAGCACCGGGGCGGCGGCAGAUUCUCCGCGACAACCAUUGCAUGGCAGUAGGAGGGAAGCGGCAUUCUACAUCAGCCAAGAAGGAGGGGUUUAAGAGUGGGGCAGUGGCCAGAGGGCGGGGUUUUGAGAGGAAGGAAUGACAGGAGCUGGAUGAAUGUCGAUGAAAAGAAAUGAUACUUUGGAUUGUAUUCCAAUCUGGGAGAGCACAGUAGAUAGAGGAUGGAGAGCAAUAAGGGAGUGAGACUACUGAACUAGCCUGAGUAACAUACAGUACUCUUACCCUGUUCCCUGUGUGUCUGUGUGUGGUGGCACUGAGGGGGAAGGAGGAUGCACUCGAAGCCAAAGAGAAAACAGGUCCAACCCUCAGUGUCAGUCAAAAAUGGAGGCAUUAAAAAUGAAGACAAACAGCACAAAAGACACUAGUAAGCCGGCGCUGUCCUGCCUGGUCGGUCCACCUGGGCCGACUGUCCCGGGUCACACCCCGGUCAUUUUCGCCAGCUGGGUCCUGUCAUUCUCAGUUUGAAUAAACGCACAGUCACGGCUUGUGACGCCGCUCGUCUGAUCGGGCUCAUUUGGCUUCCUGUUCCACUCCAGUGCUCCUUCCUGUUGCAUCCUCAGCACCACGCGGUGUUGAACCCUCUUCAGAGUACUGUGUGUUACCAGAAACUUAGGACUCCUUCAGUGUACGCAUGUUAAUAUUUUGCCACACAAUGUGUGUGUGUGUGUGUGUGUGUGUGUGAGUGAGAGAGAGAGAGAGCGAAUGAGGCAGAAGAAGAGAGCGAAAGGGGAGCAGUUAAUUGCUCUUGUGUGUAGAAUAAAUGACUUAAUAUAUCAUUGCUGUAAUGUGCAAACAGUUUGUGUUCCUUGUCAGGUACUGUCUACCUGGUAAGCUUUUUUUUUAAAUUUUUUUUUUUAUUUUUAAAUCCUACGUGGGAAUGACCAGAGUGGAGAGGGGACACACUUUCAAACCCAAGACAAACAGACAGAACCAACGAUACAGACCUUUGCACUUGGGCACAUGUACGGAGGAUCAGAGUACACUGUGCAACGCUUAGCGGAGGCGACCGCACACGGGUCACUGGGACUGCGAUGUCCUGUAAGGGUUGUCUGUGUUUUGUGUUCGGCCUUAUUUUUUAUGUUCCUGACCAGUGAGACCCUGCAGAAAUUUGCUUGUUUUCAUACGGAGGAAGUUGUCCGUUUUCACAUCAUGUAUGUGUGUGUUAUUUUUAAUACAGUUCCCUGUAUUGCCUGUUGUAUGAUUGUUGUAGCUCCAAUUAUUAUACAGUCAAGAUGUUUGAAGCCUUAUUUAAAGAAAGUCCAUGCUUGUCACACUUGUAAAUACAGUAGUUCUGUUGAUGUUUUCUUACUUUUGUGUGUGUGUGUGUGUGUGUGUGUGUGUGAAGCAUUCUCUGUGUGGCGCUGCCCUUUGACCCUAAAGCUGGAGCGAUGCUGAAAGAUGUCCCCGAGCUCCCAAAGUUGUGUGAUGGAGACUGGGAUGCCGCCUGUGGUGAUGAGGAAAGGGGGAGGACCUUUCUCUCAGGUGGUCCUGUAGGCACUGGCCUCGAACCCCAGUUCGUCUGUGCAGAAAGCAGAACAAGUGUGUUUACUGUGGUAAUUUUUCCUUCUCUCAGCCUCUGUUGUUACCCGAAGCAUGUAAACCCGUCAUUGCUGAGAUGGUACAGAGGUAAGGUUCUGUUCAUAGUUACAGUGCAUGAAGGGGCGGGGCUGAGUGCUGUGAAAGCUGGUGGGUGUGGUCUGUUAGGGGUGGAGCUAAGAGCAGUUGGGCCAUUCUGAUUGGUUGGGGGGAGUGGCAUGUAAACAAAAAACAUGAUCGGUCAUUGUUCUAGAAUUCGUUGAGCAAAAGCAUUGUUUAAACAAAACCUGAUUUUUAUUGUAAAUGUAAAAUGUGAAUUUAAGUAAUUUUUAAAGAAAUGCAUGAAAAUCCAUGAUUAUGUUGACCAAACUCAGUUGUUGCUAUCUUUUCUUCAGUGAGUAAUGGGGGACAAAUGAACAUCACGUUUCUUUUCUGUCGUUUGCGGUCCUGGUCACAUGCAGAAGCUGUGUUCUUUGUAUCUUUUUUAAUUUUUUUUUUUUUAGGUUUAACCACUGAGUUGUGUUUUUAAGCUGUUUUACAUCAAUUAUGACAAAGAAAAUGAAUUUUUGUCAACCACAGAGGGAAUUGUCUUGUUUCCAUGGAUCAAGUAGUGUGUUUUCUGUUUUGAAGACAUUGGGCCCUUUUUUCACUGCAGUGGGUCUCGGCGAGGAUUUUACACCUUGACAUUCCUGUUCACCUUUCUCACACCAACCUUUGGCACUGGUUAAGCGAUUGGCAGUAGAGAGGCACACAUACUGCUGACCAGCUGUGUUUUCCAACACAGACACGGUCAAAAUGCACAUUAGACACACAAAGCAUGUCCUUAGCAAUGAUUGGUUACAAGGGUAUCAAUGUAAAUACUGUCUGCCUUCCUUUUCAGUCUUCAUAUUUAAUUUUUUUAAUUUAAAUUUUUUCAAAUCCUUUUUUUUAAAAAAAAUGUACCUGUUCCCUGUUUAAAGAUGAUGAUAUUUGAAUUCCCACUUUUCUGUUUGUAGAUGACAAUGAUGGAUUUGAUAA
Scleropages formosus (Asian bonytongue) is the source of this 4985-nucleotide messenger RNA. It is a transcript of the gene atf6b, whose product is annotated as activating transcription factor 6 beta. The transcript is spliced from 17 exons. Gene Ontology annotation, cellular component: nucleus. NCBI's taxonomy places the organism in Eukaryota, Metazoa, Chordata, Actinopteri, Osteoglossiformes, Osteoglossidae. The record is from RefSeq and is a predicted model, not a curated record. Gene Ontology annotation, molecular function: DNA-binding transcription factor activity, RNA polymerase II-specific; RNA polymerase II cis-regulatory region sequence-specific DNA binding. Bases 387 to 2468 code for a protein of 693 amino acids. Gene Ontology annotation, biological process: endoplasmic reticulum unfolded protein response; regulation of transcription by RNA polymerase II.